UGCACUUAAAAAUAUAUGAGCGAGAGUGUGUAUGAUAUACAUACAUCCAAAGGAUAGUGGAGCACAUUCUGGAUAGAGCUCGGAUAAAUGUCCAGUUUUGGUGUUCAAAGGGAUACAAAUUUGGGCUUAAAACUUGGCCCAAUGUUAAUUAGCACGCAAGAAAACCCCUCCCGCGGGCAGUAACCAAUCACCAUUCACCGCACCGACGCCCCAAGGCUAAAAAAGUCAAUAAUAGAACACAUUAACCACGUCCAGUUCUCCCUCCCCUCAGGUUGACCCCAGUGAGGUGGCAGCCCACCAUUGGCCUCACUCGACUAACUUCAAAAGCGCGUACCAUUGUUUAAAGCACCGUUAAAUCCUCCAACGCCACCACCACCACCACCUUCGAUUCACAUCACUCCCAUCUCUCAUUUUCCUCAGACCAGACAAGAUCAAACAAUAAUGGCAUCCGAGACCGACAAUCCCAGAUCCGGAUCCACAACCAACGGCGAAGCCGUUCUACAGCGCAAAGUAGCACUGAUUACUGGGAUUACCGGGCAGGACGGUUCGUACCUGACGGAGUUUUUGCUGGACAAGGGGUACGAGGUGCACGGGCUGAUCCGGCGGUCCUCCAACUUCAACACCCAGCGCAUCAACCACAUCUACAUCGACCCACACAACGCGCAUAAGGCCCGCAUGAAGCUCCACUACGCUGACCUCACCGACGCGUCCUCGCUCCGCCGAUGGCUCGACACGAUCCGCCCCGACGAGGUCUACAACCUCGCCGCCCAGUCCCACGUGGCUGUCUCCUUCGAGAUCCCCGACUACACGGCCGACGUUGUGGCGACUGGGGCCCUCCGCCUCCUCGAGGCCGUCCGGUCGCAUAUCGCCGCCACUGAUCGGACCCACAUCAAGUACUACCAGGCCGGGUCGUCUGAGAUGUUCGGGUCGACGCCGCCUCCCCAGUCGGAAACGACGCCGUUCCAUCCCCGGUCCCCUUACGCCGCCUCCAAGUGCGCGGCUCAUUGGUACACCGUGAACUACCGCGAGGCCUACGGGCUGUACGCGUGCAAUGGGAUACUAUUCAACCACGAGUCGCCCAGGCGGGGCGAGAAUUUUGUGACCCGGAAGAUCACGCGGGCCGUAGGUCGGAUCAAGAUCGGGCUUCAGAGCAAGCUCUUCCUGGGGAAUUUGCAGGCCUCGAGGGACUGGGGUUUCGCUGGGGACUACGUGGAGGCGAUGUGGAUGAUGCUGCAGCAGGACGCGCCGGACGACUACGUGGUGGCCACGGAGGAUUCGCACACGGUGGAGGAGUUCCUGGAGGUGGCGUUCGGGUAUGUGGGGCUUAGCUGGAGGGACCACGUGGUGAUAGACAAGCGCUACUUCAGACCCGCCGAGGUUGACAAUCUGAAAGGGGACGCCGGCAAGGCCAAGAAGGUGCUUGGUUGGAAGCCCAAGGUGGGGUUCGAGCAGUUGGUGAAGAUGAUGGUGGACGAGGACGUUGAGUUGGCCAAGAGGGAGAAGGUGCUCGUGGAUGCAGGGUACAUGGAUGCCCAGCAACAGCCCUAAUCAUGGGGCUAUCAUUUUUUGGUUCAGAUCUCAAUCUACUGGGCUUUUGGGUUAUAAUGUGCUUUUUUCAAAGAGCUCAAUAGUAUUUGAUUCCGUAAUUUAUGUGGUUAUGGUGUUUUAAGCUAUUAUUAAUUUGUUAAGUUAUGCAUUGUUUGAUUUUCUGUAAGCACCCAUUGAUUUGAUUCUAUCAAAAUCCAUACUUGUUCCUCUGGUA
Messenger RNA from Corylus avellana, 1762 nucleotides. Its product is annotated as GDP-mannose 4,6 dehydratase 1. Gene Ontology annotation, biological process: 'de novo' GDP-L-fucose biosynthetic process. Lineage: Eukaryota; Viridiplantae; Streptophyta; Magnoliopsida; Fagales; Betulaceae. The record is from RefSeq and is a predicted model, not a curated record. Gene Ontology annotation, molecular function: GDP-mannose 4,6-dehydratase activity.